Molecule: messenger RNA, 4423 nt
Organism: Mizuhopecten yessoensis (Yesso scallop)
Lineage: Eukaryota; Metazoa; Mollusca; Bivalvia; Pectinida; Pectinidae
Product: targeting protein for Xklp2 homolog
Exons: 14
Coding region: 92-2755 (887 amino acids)
Biological process (GO): regulation of mitotic spindle organization; activation of protein kinase activity
Cellular component (GO): spindle; microtubule
Source: RefSeq, a predicted model, not a curated record
GUGCGGCAAGAUCAAAUUCGGACUCUGAACACCCUGAAAGUCACUGUUAUUUUUCAUUUUUUUCGAAUCUAUGUGAUAGCAAUUGCAUAACAUGGGGAGCGUAGAAAGGGACAAUGAGUGGGAAUAUGUCGCACCACAAUUUGUAGAUUUUACAACAAAUCCACUGGAAGAUGCAGAUAAUCCAGAUGACUGGUUCGAUGCUCCCUCUAUUGGCGGGAUAGAGGAGGAAUAUUUGGAAGAAGAUGAAGACUAUAAUGUCUGUAAUGGCAUUGAUGUAAUCGAAGAUGCUGAUCAAGUAAUAGAAAAAGCUGCUACCCCUACAACAGAAACCAGAAGGCUGACCAGAUCCUUUGCUUCUACACCUGUCAAUGAUAAAGGACUGCCUGAUGCAUCUGAUGCUAAGAAGACACCAGCAAGACAAAGUACACCUGCUAGGUCCACACCAAGAAGAACACCAGCCAGUAGUAAAGUAGCUACGAGCCCUGAACUUUCUGCCAGUGACGGUACUGAAACAAAAGAUGGACCUGUAGUUACCACAAAUAUAUGCACUGAUCUGGCCCAGUGGAGGACAAAAAGCAAGAAGGAACCACCAAAGACUGCAAAGAACAACACCAAAUCUCAACCAGCCAGAGUUAAGAAACCGCCAACUAAAGGACCUGACAGUGAAAAGUCUGUCCAAAACCCAGAGCAGAGGGGGAGAUCAACUACACUGAAGCGAUCAAGUUCUUUUAGGCGAUCCGCAGAGACCACUAAUCUCUCCAGUUCACUGGAUGGAAAGUCACACACCAGUUUGAAAAGAACAAAUUCCAUGACGAGAUCUACCAGUCAAAAACUUAAUAAUGUGUCAAGUUCAUCUUCAGACACUGGUAAAAACAUGAAACGUAAUCAUUCACGCGGGCUGUCAGCAGGGCGCGCCACCUCCUCAGACAGACAAACACGCCCGAGGUUGAACUCAAAUAGCUCUGAUACAAAGGAGGACAGUUCAGCUCCAGCUUCCAAGAUGCCAAAGCUUACCAUCCCCAACACACCAACCUUCAUGAAGAGGAAGCCUGGUCCAAAAACAAAUGCAGAACAAUACAAGAAAGCUGAAGAGAGAGAAAUGGAAACAAUUGCUAUGAUGAGAAAAGAGUUGGUUAAAAAACGUAAACUAGCCCAAGAGUCAUACAAGAAAGCUAUGACUGGCUCAGCCUGCCAACCUGUUCAUGCUCAUAAAUUGCCAACGAUGCCGCAGGGUUUCCAGUUCCAGACUGACAGUCGUAUUAAGUCUCAUGGGAUGGAGACCCGCAGUGAGAGUAGAGAGAGGGACUUCGUGGAAACCCUUCGUUCCAGCACUGCAACUAAGACGUCUCCCAAACAGGUAGCAAACCAAAAGGGCCCAACCAUCCCUAAACCAUUCAAACUGACCGACUGUAAGAAGCAUAAGAUGGGCAGUAUGGAUGACCUGUCUAAGGCUGAUACCUUCCAGAGUAUGGCUGAAAAGGUGAAGGCCUUCCACAGGCAGACACCAGAACGCUUCAAAUCCAGGGGUCGUAUGUGCAGUGCCAACAAAGGUGAAGGUGUCCGAGGAAGAUCAAGAUCACCAAACAAGGUAUUGACUGUUCCAAAAACUCCACAGUUUGAGACUCGAGGCAGAACCCGGUCUUAUCACAUACCAACUCACCAAGAAAGGGAGGAAGAGGAAGUUCAGGAAAUGGUCAAGAAUCAAUUCAAAGCUCAUCCUGUGAAUGAGAGGAUUUUGACCAACCCUAACACCGGUGUGAGGAAGGUGCCAUCCAAACCUAUAACAACGCCAGAGGAGUUCCACCUUACUGCCCCAGACAGGCGGGCACAGGACAGUUCUACUGAGGAAGAGAAAUUUGAGUUCCACGCCAAACCAUUGCCUAUAAAGAUACUGGAAGGCCCAGUGGGAGUAAAACCAGCGAAACAAGUGGCCCCAACAGUUCCUAAAUCACCUGCAUUUGCUUUGAAGAAUCGAGUACGGAUGCCUGCUGAAAUGGAGGAUUUUAAGAAUGAAUCCCAGGUGAAGGUCACGGCUAACCCAGUACCUCAUGCUGGAGUGCCAUUCCAGCCAAAGCUAGGUCACAAGUGCACUGUUCCAGAGCCUUUUACCUUUGAGGAAAGGGAUCAAGAUGUCAGGGCAAAGAAGGAAGAAAAAAUCAAGGAAAUUUUGGAAGAAGAGAAAAGAGCUAGGGAAUUCCAGGCUCAGAAUUGUCCGAGCCCGACCUCCGACACACUGCCUCAAAAACAACCAAAACCAGCCACUCAGCCACAACCCUUCAACUUUGACAUAGACAAUCGAGGAGCCAAGCGAGCAGAGGAGUGGAGUCGUAAGGCUUAUGGUUUACAGAUUGAGGAGGAGCUACGACAGCAGAGACAACAGGCCACGUUCAAGGCGACCAACAGUGAUGUUCUCAUUAAGAAGCCAUUUGUACCAGCAAAGUCACUCAAACCACUAACAGAUGUAAAUGACUUUGAACUAAACACAGACAAGAGAUCCAAAUCACGGGAAGUGUAUGAACAAAGGAGGAAAGCCCACGAGGCUGAGGCAGAAGCUUUGAAACGCCAAAGGGAAAAACAUCAGGAGGAACAAGAAAAACUGGCCAUUGCAAAACUAAGAGCAGAAAUGGUACCCAAACCUCAACCAGUGAAACGAUUUAAGACCGUGGAAGUUUUACCAAGUGAAAGACAACCCACAGUUCCAAUGUCACCUAAAUUCUCAACAGACAAUCGCCUGCGUAGCAAUGUUCGUGUGUGAUCACCACAAUGGUCCUCUUGUAAAUUUGUAUCAAAGUUUGUGUAUAUCAGUAAAUUUUUAUGAAGGAGCAAUGAUUAUUGGAGUUCUGUGAAAGCCAUUAUGAUUGGACUUGGCCUCAUCAAAUAUGAUUUCCUUUGAAAUGAAUGUGGUAUAAAUUUAAAAAGCAGUUGGAAUUUUAAUUAUAAGUUAGACUCCUUCUAAACAGCUUUAUAACAGUAAAGCUUGUUAGUAUGAAUUAAUUUUUUUCAAGAAGGUUUGCUGUUAAUGAAGAUCUAUUGUAAAGAGACAGAAAAAACUCAUAGGUUUGCUUACGUAAAAACAAAAUUAACAGGGGGGGGGAGGAGCUCCUAUUUCAGGAAAAGAUAAAAACUGUAUGAGACCUGAUUAAAUUGUUUUUGUACCAACUUCUUUAACAACAUCAGUUCUCAGAAUACACAUUUUCUUCUUUGCAACAUCUGUAUCUCGAUUUUCCUGGUAUAGUCGACAACAGCAAUAAACAGCAUUUACUUAUCUUGAAUAUUUAUUUAUUACAUAUAAUUUCCCGAGAAUGAGUUUAGGACACAAGAUAGACAGUAGCUUUGUUGCAUGCACCCCUCCUUUAUAGCAUGUGAAAUAGACAGGAAGUGUACCUGCGACAAGACUACUAUUUUACCUGCUGUAAAGAAAGUUCUUUUAUAGCACGGAAACCAGCAUUACCUUUAAAUAAAAUCAUUGUAAUUUAGUUUUUAAUGAAGAAUUUAAGAUAACCCAGUCUAAGACAAUUCAAGCUAGUGAUCAUUUCGAGAUACAUGUAAAUGUGAAUUGAUCAUUUCGAGAUACAGUACAUAUAAAUGUGAAUACAUUUGAGCAUUUCGAGAUACAGUACAUUAAAAUGUGCACAUAUUUGAUCUUUUCAAGAUACAGUACAUGUAAAUGUGCACAUAUUUGAUCAUUUCGAGAUAUAUCGGCAUGUAAAUUUGCAUUGUUUUAAUCAUUUUUAGAAGCAUAUUAAUGUGUGUCAGUUUCGUACGUUCGAGAUAGAAAUAUUUUCUUUUAUAGAAGAUUAUUAGGCUUGAAAAUGUCUACUGCAGUUGCAUUCAUCCCGUUUCAUUACAUUGAUAGCUGGUAUAAUGAAGCUGCCUGCUGUGAAAGUGGGCCACAGCGCUAGCUUUGUAACAGAACUACCUGUUUGUCUUUCCUUUAUCUUGUGAAAAGACAAAUCUGAUUUUCGAAAAGUACCUUUCACAAUAGUGUUAAUAAUUAUCAUAGUUAUGGCAUGCACUGUUAUACUAGGAUAACAUAACCAGUGACAUUAUAUACAAGGUAUGACAGUUAAAUUUGAAUGAGAUGAGUGUGAGUGAAUGGAAGUUCGAGAUAUAAAUGUAGUUGUAAUAUAGUGUUUACAAUUUUGCACUGAUUUGUAUUAACACAUAAUCAUGCCAGCACUUAGGAAAUGUUAUCAUUAUUUUAGAUUUUGUAUCUUAUUUUUAUGUAUCUGAUUUCCAUAUUUCCUUACUUCUACUCUGUUUCCUUGCUAUUCUCGUGACUCAUUUCUUCAUAUCGAUGGCUAUGUGUGACUUCUGUUGAAUACAAUCGGUACCAAACCAAAUCAUUAGCUCGACUUGUAUAAAGUUUGUACAACAUUUAUUGUCUAUAUAUAGGUAUGAGUACAUAACAAUACUAAAAAAA